UAUACAAGUUCGUCGAAAGCCAUUCGACCAAGUUUUAACGACGGAAGGCGCUAAUAGGCUGCGAAAGUUUUUCCGCGUUUCCGUGUCCGGAACGGACGCGAUAUCCGCAGUUAGUAUCGUCCCAUUACUCGGAGGCCACGUUGCGUCGUAAUUGGGAGAUUCGUUAGUCCUUUGACCGGCCGUCAACUUCCCAUGGAUCAUCGACGAAACGACAAGGUCCCAUCGGUGCACGAUCCCGAGCGUACUAAAAUGUCCCAGUCGCAACUGAGCAGCGACUUGGACGUUCCGGAAAGUCCGCAACACCCUUGUCAAUGCUCCGCGAUGAGCAGCAUGGAUUCCAUGAGAACACAGAGGGACAGAGCGGAGAGGGGCGUGGGAAGUACAAGAAUUUCCAACAGCCAAGAACUCCCCAGAGGUCUGGAGGCGCUUCAGAGCGCGUUCGAGCCGAUAAAAAGACUGGAAAGUCCGUUGUCUCAUCAAGAAAGCCAACAGAUCAAUUUAGAAAACACCAGGAACGUGGAUAUCCUGGAACAUCAAGCCAGCUUGUCACCCGGCGCGAGAUCUUUGGACGGACAAACCGCCAUUCUGUCCAGACACGGUCACAAUCUUUCCUGUAGCCCGAGAAACUUGGAUCUUUCUCGAAACUUGGCGUUCGAGGCUGCGAGAAGAGUUCAGGAAUCCGGCAACUUGCAGGAUAGCCAACACAGCCUAACUUCCAGCCCUAGUCCUCUGUUGGAGACUAGCUCGGCCUUGCUCGAGACGUCCGCCAAAGAUCUGGACAAGCAGCUAGAGGAUCACGGCGGGUUAUCGCCAAAGCAAGCCGCUUCGGGCAAAGAUAAGUUGAAGAACAUUCAGCAAGUCCUGAAUCCCUAUCAGCAUCAUCACGAGCCGACGUCGCCGGAACGAAACGUCCAUGGGCAUUUUCACGGCGAUGCCCACGCGCACGUACACAAGCACGCCGACAAUUUUCGAGCUGGCACGAAUUUAGACGUUGGCGAUGGACUGAUGGGCUUUCAGCAACAUCAACGACAACACACUCAUCAUCACCACGGAAAUGCCAAGACCACCAACGUGACGCAUCACCAUGGACCCACGAACGUGCACCACCCUCAUGGUCCGCAAGGAAUGACGGGACAUCAUCACGGAAAUUUGCCGGCCAGCCUCGCCAGCCACGUUCACGGAGGUUCCGGUCCUCUGAGCGGCUCUAGCUCGAAUCAUGGAACUCAAACUGCGGCCGCAAAUCCGAACGCCCAUCAUCAUCCGAAUCCAAUGCCUGCACCUGCCACGAUGGGUCACAGAAGCUCGCCGACGAGUCAUCAUCGUCUACCCGGUGGUACCAGCCUGAGCAGUCACUACCCGGCUAAUUCUGGCUUCUCCAGCGAUCAUCAUGGCACCUCCAGCGCGAUGAGCGGAGCUUCCUCGAAUUCGAGCAUGUUAAAUCACGGAGGUUCACCGGCGGUUCAUCGUCACGUGGUCAACGCCAACAGCAGUCUCUCGACAACGCCGCUUGCCAGCCAUCAUCACGGCAGCUCAUCGGGUAGCUUGACCGGACACUCUACCGUGAAUCAUCAUCACGUCAGUUCGGGUAUAUCCUGCGAGUCUUCAUCGUCGAACGCCAACACGAGAACCCAUAGCCGUUUGGAUCACGUCCACGAUCAUCAUCAUCACUUGCAACAAGUGCAUCCGCUGCACUCGAACCACCCUGACGCUCGGCAAAGAGAUAGAGCUCCUUCGAGUUUGGAGCAUCAUAAUCAUCACCAUGGUCAUAUUCACAGUCACGGGCAUCAGCACCCGCAGAACGCCGAUACCAAGAAUUCCUCCCUUAUCGGAGUCGACUCCAUACAGGUAUCGGCUCCUUCGAAGAGUAAAUGUCAGUGUCACGUGGUGCAAGCUGGAGGAAACAAGAGAGGGCAAGAGGGUGAGAGCGACGGUGGCGUUGAAGUGACAUCAAGAACGCAUCAACCCCCUGCUCUUCCGCCCCGGCCACCCCCUCGACCGACCAGGCGAUACGAAACAACGUCCGUCAAUCAGUGCCACACCGGAGAAGGUGGUUGCUGCAAGAAGUACGUUGUCCUUUGUUGCCUUUGUGGCGGGUUGAGCGCCGCGGUUGGCAGUCUCUUUUUGGCGGUACACGCGGUCCUUUCAGCCCACACGGCCAGUCUAGCUCUCUUUGAGACUGUACCAUCUUACAUUCCUGGCAUAAUGUUAAUCCUAAUGGGCUUGUUCACGAUGCUACUCGCUAGGCGGAAACACAGAUAUGGAUUGUUGAUGAAGGUGUGCGGUUCUGUCGGUGUGGUGUGCGCGUUGGUAUGCGUACUUGUCACCGUGACCACCACAGUGAUACACAUGUCUCGACUCCAAGGUCUCCGGAAAUGCGUUUACACGGUGAAGGCAAGGUCGUGCACGUGUUACGGGGCACCGGAAGGAGAUCCCGGGGUCCUCUUCGAAGGCACUCCUCAUUGCGAAGCGGUCCACGGUGCCCUGCAUGCCUGCUUGAGGGCACUGUUCGGUGUUUCGGUCGCUGGAAUCUUGGCCUGCAUAUUCUCGUGCAUGCUGGUGUACCAACUAUUGAGUCACGAGAAGAAGAAGAUGUACUGGGAGCAGUUGGAGCUCAGAUGCAGAUCCCUGUACGGUCAAGGAGGUACCGUGGGACCGUCGACUGGUUCCUGCGGGUGCUGCAACGACUGUGGAGGUGCAGGUCCAUGGUGGGCCCAGACACCCGGUAAUCUGUACACGCCAAAUCCUGAUUUGGCACCGUCCAGGAGGUGGCGACUACCUUGGUCCAGGUCCAGGGGGCCAGCACCGAGUCCCGACUCGAACUACGGCUUUCACACGCAAGCCAGGCAGACGGAGGCCAACGUAGAAAACACCAAUGGCCCUUACAGCGUGCUUAAUUCUCAGUCGAGCGGCCCUUAUUCGGUUUUAAACGCACAGAACGGACCUUACACCCCUAGCACAGCUUCCUACAGCGUUCUAGAAGCGCCUGUACCUCUGUGGGGUCCUCCACCGCCUUACAGCGAUCCCAACAGUCCGGCCAGAAGGCCGCAGGUGACCGAACAGAGGCCAAGAAUCGCUAAACGAAUCGAAAAUUUUGAGAACAACGAGGGCUUGAACACCGUUGCCGUAGACCACAGAUCAAGAUCCACGAAACGUCCAUCCGACAACUACGAGAAUGCCGAGGAAAUAUCGAACAGCACCGAUCCAGAGGGUGGGAACGAAGGUACCAUGAAAGGCAGAAGGACCAGAAAGCCUCUAAAGGGCGUAGAAAACAGUGCGUUCCAACAGGAAGCGAAUCCUGGCCCCAAACAGUCGGAAAGCGAACUGUAUUUCGGCGAUGUAUCUUCGUGCUGCGGUCCAGAAAGCAGUUUCUAUGAUCUGGCCGUGGAUAAAGAAGGCGCUGAACAUUCGGAGGGUGUAGAUUACCUAGCAGCUCGUUUAGGUAAACGACAACUUUCGAAGAGGUCCAGAAUGCCUCUUCCUUUACCAUCGGACAACGGCGACAUACCGUCAGACAGUUACGCGAACAACGACGAGCCUAGGAGCGCGAGAGGGCCGUUUCUAGCUCCGGACGCUCAGUAUGAGGUCAUUCAGCAAGGUAGAUACUCUUACUACACGUCGAAAGACGACGAGCAGCUUCAAGAAGGUCCCGCGACUUCGGGAUACUUCAGAGAGGAGGAGGGUGACAGAGGACGAGAGAGAGAUUACAGAGACUACAGAAGUAGUCAGGAAGAGGAAACGCCGCAAUGUUGUUUAAGCGACUCGACGACGUUGGAUUCCGGAUGGCAAAGCGGAGAACAACAACAAUCGGACGAUAAUGUUCGACCCGUGAACGUGUGAUUGCCCGACGAUAAAUGACAUAUGUAACAGAGUGAUAUUAAGGUCGAUUCGUCCUGCUCUGAAAUUUGACCAAUCGGUAAUCAUUCGAACGCUGACCGGUGACAGUUAAGUUAACCCGGUAGAAUUUAUUUUUUAAGUAUCAAUGGAAGGAUCGUCUCCGCUUAGCCUUUUAUCGUACACGUUAGAGCACGUACUUCCAACUACAUAACGAUCGAACUGCCGCGAAUUAGAUAGGAGAUCCGUGUAGAAUAUAAAGAUGGUGAUAAGAGUGCAAGUCUAAAAUUACCAUGUUUGUAAUAGAGUGUAAGCGUUGUGAUUUGUGGUACGGUAGCUUAAGACGUAAAUCUUUAAUCGUUAGAGCAUAAGCGAACGAGAAUAUUUCGCGUUAACAGAAGUCUGAUAAAGGAUUACGCGAAACGAACUCCGCGCGAGAGUUUUUGCGAGUGAAUCCUACUUAGCAAUGUAUUUUUGUUAAUUAAAGCUAUGUCGCCCGAUGUUGUUCGUAACGUUAAUCUUUAAUGUAUGUCGGAAAGAAAAUCGUACAUAGAGAAGAAGAAAAUUAGUUUCAUAGGUGACACGACAGCGAAACGAUAUCCACGAGAUAGAACGAUCGCUGAAAAAAAGAGGCAUAAAUUUCCCAGAGGCUUUUCGCAAAGAAAUUUCUAUUCUUCGGUGGAUAUCUUUUCCUUGGCGACUCGUUAGAAACGUCCAUGUACAAACGUGUGUGCUUUACUCUUGCCAAUAUCUAGCUAGGUGUCAGCUCGAUUUUCGCACUUAGACGCUAAUCGUUGCAAAACUAUUUAUCAUUGAACGAUGCAUUUCGAUUCGCGCACGAUCCGUUCAUUAAAUUCUAUUCACUGCCUUUUAUGCCAUCAUUUUCCUUCGAGAAAUCGAACGAAACUUUUUCGAGCGCCCGAACGCGAAUUUCGAUGCGGUUUUACAACCUUUCUUUUGUAAGAAAAUCGUGAAAUAUUUAUAAAGAAAUAAUCAUUAUUCGUGUUUAUCGAUACUUAUCGCUUCGAAGGAAUUGUAUCGAUGGUCUGUGUUAAUUUGUCGAGCUACUUUGCGUUCUAGAACCGUGAAUUUCAACAUCAACAUACAAUCCAGGUGGACCAAGAACAAUGUAGAGAAAGAAACGAUUUUUACCGAAUUAUCGUGACAGAUUUUGUACACUACCGUCGACUAGAACCGUUCGUAGUCGUUCAUUAUAGAACACGUGGAGCAGAUGCAUAUUUUAUAACCAUGAUUCGAGAGUGAAAGAGGCAAGGCCAGCUUGGGAGAGUAGUUUAACGUUGUUUACUCGAUAAAGUGUACCUUAACAGCGAUACGUAGCGAGUCUGAUACAUUGUCGAGCGAUGUAACUGACAAUUAUUAAGAAUAAAGCUUUGUUUUGUAAAGAAA
Molecule: messenger RNA, 5238 nt
Organism: Megachile rotundata (alfalfa leafcutting bee)
Lineage: Eukaryota; Metazoa; Arthropoda; Insecta; Hymenoptera; Megachilidae
Source: RefSeq, a predicted model, not a curated record